AUGAGAGCAACAACAAGACUAUUAAAGCAUACAAUCAAAUUUGUAGGUGGCCCACAUCCUAUCCCAAAACCAUAUCCAGCUAAGGCACAUCCAUUUGCCCCAAAUGGUAUAAUACCAGGCAAAAUGGGUAUUUCAACAACAGUAAAAAGCUCUUUUUCCAUUUCGAGUUAUCACAAUGCUAAUCCGGUGCAGCCCCAACAUGGGGAAUUUUUCGCUAGAAGUGAAUUACCCGAAAGAUUCAGAUAUAAGCCAGUUAAAGACUUUGAAAUGGAACAGAUUAUUAGUGGUGGUGCUGAAAUUGUAUACUAG
This is a messenger RNA of Lodderomyces oxycetoniae, 309 nucleotides long. Its product is annotated as mitochondrial 37S ribosomal protein YMR31. NCBI's taxonomy places the organism in Eukaryota, Fungi, Ascomycota, Pichiomycetes, Serinales, Debaryomycetaceae. Gene Ontology annotation, biological process: 2-oxoglutarate metabolic process. The transcript has 2 exons. The coding region runs from base 1 to 309 and encodes 102 amino acids. The record is from RefSeq and is a predicted model, not a curated record.